Dujonia railenensis is the source of this 1887-nucleotide messenger RNA. The record is from the annotation of a GenBank genome assembly. Lineage: Eukaryota; Fungi; Ascomycota; Pichiomycetes; Serinales; Debaryomycetaceae.
AUGGGAGAGUCUUCUUUGAAAAGUGAACAGUUCGGGAGCCAUGAGGUCGAUUUGAGCAGUUCAUCUUCGAACGACACUAGCUCUCCACAUGCAUAUACCGGGAAAAUAGAGCAAGAUCUUGAAAAGCAAAACCAGAUUACUCGUAGUAACACGAAUAACUCAGUAAACACUGUGAGUUAUUCGGUAAGGGAAAUUUAUGGAGAUUUGGACAGCGAAGAAAUCAAAGUACAGCGCCAUCAAACUAGAAACACCAUUUUAUCCGAGUUGGUUUCUAGAACUGAAGAUGCCGAAGAGGGAAUAUACUAUGACAGUUCAAAAGAUGAAGUGGUGAAGGAUACCCUAUACGAAGAUUUGCCCGAUACUACCGUUGCAACUAAAAGAGACGGUGAUGAGUUUGCAGAUAUUGAUCCAGAAUUGAUAACAUGGAAUGGCUCCAGUGAUCCAUCAGACCCAAGAAACUGGCCAGUAAGCACCAAAGUUUCACUCACUGCAUUGGUUUCAUUGUACACCUUAGUAUCGCCUAUGUCUACUUCAAUGCUUUCACCCGCAAUGACAGAAAUAUCUAAAGAAUUCGGAAUCACUAAUUCUGUAAUUGCAGCCAUGGUAGUUUCUAUUCAAUUACUAGCUUGGGCUGUUGGUCCCCUCUUGAUAGCUCCGUUAAGUGAGAAUCAUUACUUUGGAAGAAAACUGGUCUUAGAUGCCUCUUGCUGGAUUGCAUUCUUCUUCAACAUUGGAUGUGCAUUAUCGCAGAAUACAACGCAAAUGAUCAUAUUUAGAUUUGUCGGUGGUAUUUUUGGCUCAUGUCCAAUCAACGUAGGUGCUGGAGUAUUGUCUGAUUUGUGGGAUGCCAAAUCCAGAAACGUAGCAUUGGCCGGCUUUUCAUUAGCUCCAUUACUUGGACCAGUUAUUGCUCCAUUGAUUGCGGGUUUUAUUGUCGAACAUAAAAGUUGGAGAUGGGUAUUCUACGUGUUGAGUAUCUUCAAUGGAGCAGUAGCUAUCUUUGGAACUAUUUUCAUGAAAGAGACUUAUUCCCCUAAAUUGUUAAGAUCAAGAGCCAAAAAGUUAAGGAAAGAAACUGGUAACAACAACUUACACACUAUUUACGAGAUUGCUGAUGGUGAGACAACAUUAGGCAAGAUGUAUUUGGCAAUUAACAGGCCAGUUAAAUUACUCUUCACACACCCAAUGAUUGUUGGAUUAGGGUCAUAUAUGGCAUUCACCUAUGGAUUCAUGUACUUGAUGAUUGUCACCUUCCCAACAGUUUAUCAAGAAAAUUAUGGCUUUGGAAAAGGAACUACCGGAUUAAUGUAUAUCCCUAUGGGUGUUGGCUUCUUACUAGGUGUUCUCUUCUGGACAUAUGCUAUUGGCAAAGUGUAUGCUGUGUUAACAGAACGCAAUGGUGGAGUUCCUAAGCCUGAAUACAGAAUUCCAUGUCUUGUUUCUAGUGGGCUCAUCAUCCCGAUUGGCUUAGUCUGGUAUGGAUGGUCAGCUGAAAAGAAGUUGCAUUGGAUAAUGCCCAGUAUUGGGUCAGCUAUUUUUGCAUUUGGAUUAGUCUGUGUAUUUCAGAGUAUGCAAUCCUACUUGAUUGAUAUGAAUACAAGAUUUGCUGCUUCCUCCGUUGCCGCCGCUGCUUUAUUCAGAUCAUUGUUUGGAUUUACCUUUCCUUUAUUUGCCGAGAAAAUGUAUGGUAAAUUGGGAUAUGGUUGGGGAAAUACAAUGUGUGCCGUCAUAGGAUUAAUCUUGGGAAUUCCAUUUCCAAUCUUCAGUUAUUUGUAUGGAGAAAGGAUAAGAAUUUGGGCAAAUAAGAAUAUUGAAAGAGAUCAGCUCAGAAGAGAUAAGAAGAACUUGGAACGAUUGCGUAAACAACAAGAGAGCAUUAAAUGUUAA